AUGGAGAAAGAGACGACGGCAAAGAUCUCCUUCACUCUUUCCUCAUCCUCGUCUCGCCCCAAUCCCUCCGCGGCCCAAAUCCCGUCUCAAUCCUUCCCUUACCGAGGAGCCGUCACCGCCUCCACCCAAGGAGACCCCGGAGACGAGGGCGAGGAUGGCGUCGCCAAGCCCCAGUUCAUCUCCGUCUUCGACGCAUCCCAAACCCUAGCCGUCUCCCACGACGCCAGGUCCGUCAUCAUCCCUCCCGUCCCGGACGCCAAGACGAAGUGCCCCCUCCCUGUUCCCGCCCCCGAUGACGAUUACAUGCGCUGGAAGUUCAGAGACGACAUGAAGGAUCUUCCCCAAGAUCGUGGGUUGGAUGAGUUUAAGGACAUCAGGGUUGAGGACUUCCCGUUCGCCUAUCUCGCUGGAUAUGGGUGGUCGGAGGGCCAGGUGAUCGGGCGGAACAAGAUGCUGGCAGAUCCCAAGGUCGUUGAACACAAGAGGAGAUAUGGAACUGAAGGGCUCGGGUAUCACAAGAGAAAGAAAGAAACUCGGACCCUGCAACAAGAAGAACAGAUCGGUGGUCUGUGCUUGUCGAACGAGGGUCAGUCUCGAGCAGCUUUCGAGGGCAAUAGGUUUGGAAUGAGAAGAGUUUUGGGAAUUGAAAUCCCUUGGAAAUUGGUUCCAAACAAGUAG
Musa acuminata AAA Group (dessert banana) is the source of this 678-nucleotide messenger RNA. Its product is annotated as protein MOS2-like. The record is from RefSeq and is a predicted model, not a curated record. NCBI's taxonomy places the organism in Eukaryota, Viridiplantae, Streptophyta, Magnoliopsida, Zingiberales, Musaceae. The transcript is spliced from 2 exons. Gene Ontology annotation, biological process: mRNA splicing, via spliceosome. Bases 1 to 678 code for a protein of 225 amino acids. Gene Ontology annotation, cellular component: spliceosomal complex.